Molecule: messenger RNA, 1350 nt
Organism: Glarea lozoyensis ATCC 20868
Lineage: Eukaryota; Fungi; Ascomycota; Leotiomycetes; Helotiales; Helotiaceae
Product: L
Exons: 1
Coding region: 1-1350 (449 amino acids)
Biological process (GO): protein phosphorylation
Molecular function (GO): protein binding; ATP binding; protein kinase activity
Source: RefSeq, a predicted model, not a curated record
AUGUCGACAUCAAAUGGUCAACCCAUGCCCGAUAAGAGCAACGGAUCACACAAGGGCGCGAAGAAAAUUAAGAUAUCCUCCGGAAUAUCAACCUUUCCUAGAGAAGUUCUAGAUGCCUUCGACACACUAGAAAUUCUGGAUCUGUCAGGAAAUCCAUCUCUAUCAGAACUUCCAAAAGAUAUCUCGAGGUUACAUAAGCUUAAGAUCGCAUUCUUCUCAGAUUGCGGCUUCAAAACUUUUCCUAAGGAGCUUGGAUUAUGCCGUUCUCUCGAGAUGGUUGCAUUCAGGGGUAAUCACAUGACCGAGAUACCAGAGAACUCAUUUCCACGAAAACUACGAUGGUUGAUUCUGACGAAUAAUAAGCUCUCUUCGAUUCCUGCUAGUAUCGGACAGUGCCACAGGCUUCAGAAGUGUAUGUUGGCUGGAAAUCGAUUGACGUCUCUACCAGCGGAAAUGGCGCAUUGUCGUAAACUUUCACUUUUGCGAUUAUCUUCAAAUCAGAUCACAGAACUCCCGAAAUGGCUCCUCCAAUUACCUGAGCUUUCAUUCUUAUCAUUUGCUGGCAAUCCAUGUGCUACAACUUCGGAUGACAAUCCAGCCUUGGAUGAUAUUGUAUGGGAGCAGUUGGAGGUUCAACAUUUGCUUGGUGAGGGUGCUUCUGGCAUUAUCUCGAAGGGAGCCUGGAAGACGGAGUCCGAAAAGAAACCGGUUGCGGUUAAGUUAUUUAAAGGAGAACUCACAAGUGAUGGAUCUCCCGCUGACGAGAUGAACGCAUGCAUCACUGCCGGUAAACACCCAAACCUCAUCGAUCCAAUUGGAAAGAUUCAUGGCCAUCCAGAAAAGAAAGGCCUCGUACUUGAACUCAUUCCUCCGGUCUACAUUAAUCUUGGUCUACCACCGACCUUAGAAAGCUGUACCAGAGAUUCUUUCCAUCCCGAUAUGGUCUUCACAGUCGAGACCUGCAAGAAUAUCCUUCUGGGUAUUGCAAGCGCCGCGGAACACCUUCAUCAAAGAGGUAUCAAGCAUGGUGAUUUGUAUGCACACAACAUCUUGCUCGACAAGUCGACCGGCCAUGCGCUUCUUGGAGACUUCGGAGCUGCUACCAUUUACAGCAAAGAUCACGACUGCUCAGAGAUGCUGGAGAGAUUGGAAGUCUUUGCAUUCGGCCACUUGGUCGAGGACCUGUUGGGUCUGGUAGAGCACAAGGUCGACGAGGCGGGUUCUGGAGCGAGCGAGAAAGAUGCUAUGAAGAUAGAAGAGUUAAACUCCCUGCAUUGGAAGUGUUCCAAUCCAAUUGUUAUGGAUAGACCCAGUUUCUUAGAGGUUCGUGAAGAAUUAGAGGGUAUUUAG